AUGUGCGGAAUCUCUGCGUGUAUCUCCCUUGGUUCGGCUCCGACUGGUAAUGGCUGCGCGAAACAUACGGGUGUUGGUUGCAACGGAGAAACGAGGUCCCCAGACGUGGCCAACGGUAUAUCAAAGAAUCUUGCGACCCAGCUUCAAGCUUCGCUAGCCGUCAUCACCCACCGCGGCCCGGACGAUUCGGGCGUCUGGAUCAAUGAGACCGAGCAGGUCGGGCUGGGUCACUGUCGGCUCUCCAUCAACGAUCUUUCAUCUGCCGGGCGACAACCUCUGCACAGUAGCGAUGGUAAAGUGCAUGUCGUGGUGAAUGGAGAGAUAUAUGACUACGAUCGCCUACGGCAUGAAUGCGAGACUGUUCACCAAUACGUGUUCCGGAGCGACAGCGACAGUGAGCUUGUGCUGGCGCUCUACCAAAUCUUCGGUGCCCCAGAUUUCUUUACUCAUUUGCGAGGUGAAUUCGCAUUUGUGCUCUAUGAUGACCGUUCGGGCUCUCGACGACUGAUCGCCGCACGGGACCGGUAUGGAAUCAAGCCUCUGGUCUAUACUCGCCUUGGGUCAAGUCUACUCAUCGCCUCCGAGGCCAAGGCAUUCUUGCCCUUGGGCUGGAAACCUCGCUGGGAUGUGCGUGCAAUUGCUGACGCUGGCUGGAUGUUUGACGACCGAACGCUUUUCCGUGGCGUUCGAAAGGUUCUACCUGGCCACUAUCUUGAGACGACAAAAGAUGGUGUUGUGCAGCAGGUCAAGUAUUGGGAUGCAGAAUAUGAAGACAAGAGGAAACCGGAGGUUCGCACCCUAGACGAAAUGAUACAUGGCGUCCGUGAAAGGCUGGUCGAGUCCGUUCGUCUUCGCCUACGUGCUGAUGUGCCUGUCGGCAUCUACCUUUCUGGCGGAAUCGACUCUUCUGCUAUCGCGGGGAUAGUCACUGAUCUUGCGCGCAAGGAAAAUGCCAAAAUUGGCAGCGAACGGACGACCCGCGUCACCUGCUUCAGCGUGGGGUUCCCCGAGCUCUCCGGCUACGACGAAUCACAUAUUGCCGAGCGCACGGCCGAAUGGCUUGGGGUAAAGACCAUCAAGAAGACCAUCACCGAGGAAACUCUGGCCGAGAAUUUCGAAAACGCUGUUUUCCACUGCGAGCACCAUCACUUUGACCUCAACUUUGUGGCUAAAUUUGUGCUUUCCACCCUGCCUCACGAACACGGGGUCAAGGUCGUCCUGACUGGCGAAGGCGCCGACGAGCACUUUGCGGGUUAUCCUUACUUUUUCAGCGAGUUCCUCCGCGAAGCUGAUCAAGGUCUCGCAAACUCUCAUUUAUCUCAAGACCGCAAUCUUCGGAACAGCAUGUUCCAGUCAGCGCAGCGGGAAAUGAAAGGCAUAUGGCAAAAAGGUGGUGCCACAGCGUACGAGAGUCGACCUGCCCUUCCAUCCAUUGCAGGAGCGGGGGCAGCAGAUAUGAGCGAUAAUCUGCUGGCGUGGCAUCCCAGUGCUACUCUUUUUGCGCCUUGGAUACGAGCACGACAAGGCAACGAGGACUGCCGGAAAACCAUCCUCAGCUCGUAUCCGAAGACCGUCCAAGCCAAGAUGCGGUCGCGAUGGCAUCCCCUCCACACUUCCAUGUACAUGUGGAACAAGAACUCGUUGGCAAACGUUCUACUGUCAUGUCUGGGUGAUCGAACGGAGAUGGCACACAGUGUCGAGGCACGCACACCAUUCCUCGACCACCACCUCACCGACUUCGUAAACCGAUUGCCCCCCAGCGUCAAGCUGCGCUACUCGGCCGAUACCGCGAGCGAUUCCGGCGAACUGGGCCCUAUCUGGACCAAGUCUAGUGUCGCCUUGCAAUCACUGAAUGAAAAAUGGAUCCUGCGCCAGGCUGUGCGCCCGUUUAUUACAGAUGAGCUGUACAAGCGAAAGAAGCACCCUUUUCUUGCCCCAACUCGAUGGGCAAAGGACGGGCCCUUGUAUCGCAAGUUCAAGGCGCUCCUGACACGAGAGUCUGUAGAAGACCUGGGUUUCGUUAGCUGGACCAUGAUCCAAGAGGCGAUGGAAAUUGCCUGGGGCGAGGCUGCGGAUCCCAAGGCCUUCCGGCUCUUGCUUUAUUGCGGUGCCUGGGUCACCCUUGGCCAGCGUAUGCGUGUGGCCAAGGCAGACGAGGCUGAUUGGGAACUCAACAUGCCGUAG
This is a messenger RNA of Aspergillus calidoustus, 2184 nucleotides long. NCBI's taxonomy places the organism in Eukaryota, Fungi, Ascomycota, Eurotiomycetes, Eurotiales, Aspergillaceae. The record is from the annotation of a GenBank genome assembly.